Pseudophryne corroboree (corroboree frog) is the source of this 8998-nucleotide messenger RNA. RefSeq names its product E3 SUMO-protein ligase RanBP2-like. The record is from RefSeq and is a predicted model, not a curated record. Gene Ontology annotation, cellular component: nuclear pore; cytoplasm. Gene Ontology annotation, biological process: NLS-bearing protein import into nucleus. Gene Ontology annotation, molecular function: GTPase activator activity; protein binding. The transcript has 28 exons. Bases 317 to 8707 code for a protein of 2796 amino acids. Lineage: Eukaryota; Metazoa; Chordata; Amphibia; Anura; Myobatrachidae.
AAGGGCUUUACACACACAGCACGCCAUACGAAGGAAUAGCAGCUGAGGAGGACCUAUCCAGCCCCCACCACCACACACACAGUGACAGCGCACGCACAGGAGGACCCUACUACGGGAACCCCCUGUCCCUGACGUCACGGCGCUCCCGCACUGCCAUUUCCCGUCAUGCUCAGGGUUGAAAGUGGAGGCGCGUCCGCUGCACGUCACUUCCGUUAGGCCGCCAGUCUCGACUCCUGAGCGAGAUCCAUUCGGGAGCGAGUUCUCGCCGCCGCUGCUACUGCUGCUGUGUCUGGCUGGCUGCAGCCACAGGGUCACGAUGAGACGCAGCAAAGCGGAGCUACAGAAAUAUAUCGAGAGUGUCCAGGGCAGCGCGGCCUCUCCCCGGGAGAAAUCUAUGAAGGGAUUCCUCUUUGCUAAGCUGUACUAUGAAGCUAAAGAAUACGACCUUGCCAAGAGAAAUGUAUCCUCUUAUAUUAACGUUCAAGAAAGGGAUCCAAAAGCUCACCGUUUUCUAGGACAUCUUUUUGAGAUUGAAGGAAAUGUGGAAAAAGCGGUUGGCUGCUACAAGCGUUCGUUGGAAUUAAAUCCGACUCAGAAGGAUCUUGUCCUUAAGAUAGCAGAGUUAAUAUGCACUAUCAACGUCACAGAUGGCAGAGCAGAAUACUGGGUAGAAAGAGCAUCCAAGCUGUUUCCAGGCUAUUCUGUUAUUUACAGGCUGAAAGAACAGAUGCUAAACUCUCAAGGUGAAGCUGGCUGGAAUCGCUUGUUUGACUUGAUCCAGUCUGAGCUGUUUGCCCGACCUAAUGACGUAUAUGUGAAUAUCAGACUUGUAGAGUUAUUUCGGUCAAAUAAAAGGCUAGAAGAAGCGGUAGUCCACUGUCUCAAACGAGAGCGAAGAGCUUUACGCACUGACUUAGAAUGGUGCACCUGUGUUGUACAAGUUUUAAAGGAAUACCUAUCUUCUCAACCUGCUUCAGAGAAAAACAAUUGGAGAACUAUUAACAGAGAACUGUUGCUUGCUCAUGCAGAUGUUGUUCUCCUAACACUUUCUACCAGAGGCGUGCAGGAAAGCAAGGUGGCACUUGAAAGUUUUGAUCAGGCACUUCUGUCGGUGAAACCCCAUGCCAAUGGCACAGAUGAUUUGUCUGCUACAUUUUCUGAAAUGCGAGGCCAUUACUACAUGCAUGUUGGAAGCCAGUUACUAAAAAUGGCCCAGCACCGUGAGGAGCACUGGAAGGCUUUGUUAGAACCUGCUGCACUGUGUUAUCUUCUUGCUUUCCAGGUUCCAUGGAAUAAACCAAUAAAUGGAGAUGAAAAUCUGUUAAAUAUUCUUGAAGGAUUAGCCUGUGAUCGACAGAGUCAGUCAGGACAUUUGCUGCUGACUCUGAGCCAUGGCAAAGAUGAUUUCUUGAGAGAUGUCACCGAAACAUUUGCUAACCAAAGUGGUCAAACUAAUUUGCUGAAGUUGGUGUUUGAAAACCAAAUGUCGAUGGAAUGCUCUUACCUGGGCACCGAUGACAUACGAGAUGUAAGCUGUCAAAUACCAGAUCUAAACGAGCUACGUCGAUAUGACCAUGGUGCAGUUCGUACCCACAAUGGUAAAUUGCAGCAUUUAACCUGGCUUGGACUACAAUGGCACUUCAUGUCAUCUUUGCCUAACCUUCACAAGUGGCUUAAGCAGAUUUUCCCUCAGCUACCUCAGGAAACGUCUAGGAUAGAAUCAAACGCACCAGAAUCAAUUUGCAUUCUUGACCUUGAGGUAUUUUUACUAGCGGUUGUGUACACAAGUCAUCUCCAACUACAAGUUAAUUAUAAUACAUCAAAUGACCGCAAUCGACCACGUUGUCUUCCUUUGCCAAUCUGCAAGCAGCUAUUUACAGACAAGCAGGGUUCGUGGUGGGAUUCAGUCUACAGUCUUAUUCACAAGACAGCUCAGUCUGGUGCUUCAGCAAAGCUUCGUCUUGUGAUCCAGCGUGAACUUAACACCCUGCGGGCCUUGGAAAAACAUGGUCUGCAACCUGCCCUCCUCAUACACUGGGCAAGAAGUCUUUUCAACAUAGGUAACAGCCUGAAUUCCUUUUACGACCAAAGGGAUUACAUGGUCCGUUGCAUCCACUACUGGAAGAAAGUGCUGCCGCUUUUGGACUUGGUCAAACAGAAGAGGAGCAUUCCUGAACCAGUUGACCCUCUCUUCAAACAUUUUCAUUCCAAAGAUAUUAAGUUAUCGGAAGUAAGAGACUUGGAGGAUGAGGCUGGUAUUGCAUUUGCAAAGAUGGAUCUCAUUGACGGAAAAACAGAUGAUGCCAUUGUAGCUUUGGAAGCAAUUAAGAGUGUUGCUUCCUAUUGGAGUCUUGCUGUGGUAUACCGGCAAAAAGGAGAGGAUAUUGAGAAUGAUAUUCUAUCCUCGGAAGAGCAGGAAGAAUUUCAAAACUGUAUGCAAAAAUGUAAAUCGUAUCUGGUUAAGAUUCUUAACGAAGUCUCAGCAGAUCCUUCAUUGGCAGAAAAGCUGCCUGUUCCUGUUGAAUCUGUUGAAGAGAUGCUGGAUGAUGUUAGGCAAACUCUUGGAGAAGUUUGUGAAGAACAUAGCCCACAUGUCAGAGAUGCACAGUCCUUCAUGUCAUCUUCUGCUAUAAAGCACUCAACUCCUUCUCCAUCAAAGUUCUCUAUAUCGCCUGGCAAAACAUCAAAGUUUUCCUCGAAAACGCCACCACCAUGGGCUGAAGAUCAGAAAUUAUUAAUUGAACAACUUGUUCAACAAGUUGAAGCCUUGAAGAAAGAAGUCCAAGAGCUAAGAAUGAAUGGUUCAGCCAGUACUGUAUCAUCACAGCGUUGGGCUGCUGAAGGAUUCAGUUCUGAUACAGCAACAGACGGAUACCAUUUAGCCCAGAGUUACUAUGAUGUUCCACUGACAGUUUCUACAACAGCACAUCCUGGUUACUAUGCACAGUCGCCGGCAUACAAUCCGCAGCAGCUUCUUAGGCCAGUGACAAAUGUUACCCCAACAAAGACUCCUGUGUACCCAGUGAACAGAAUGACAACUCAGCAGCACAUGUAUUCCAUGCAUACGCCACCGGUCCAGAACACUGCAAUUUGUCCACCUGCGUUGCGUUUUGAGUCUCCUGCAACUAAUAUUUUAUCUCCUCAAACUGAUGAAUAUUAUAACUACACAUUGCCUCAGAACACUGCAAACCCAGCACUGCCUGAGCCGGGCUAUUUUACUAAAGCUGCUUUAGGACCUCAACCAGCCAGACCAGAAGGGUCAAAAAUAGAGUUUGGGAAAAAUAACUUUGUGUUGGUUGAACAAAGUGAAGGACCAAAACCCUCGCCAUUUACUGCCCCAAUGCCGUCUACCCCAGGAUCUACCUUUAAAUUUAACUCCAACUUCAAGUCAAAUGAUGGAGACUUCACAUUUUCCUCUUGUCAGUCUGGAGCACCGCCAAGUGCUGGUAGUGAAUGUCUCUUACGUCUGCUUACAUCUGAUAAACCUGCUCAAGAGCCAGGGAAAAAAUCAUCCACUUUUGAAAGUGACACAGAUUCGAGGAACAUGUUCAGGUUUGGCGAGAAAUGUUUUUUGAGUAAUUUCGGUGAAGGCACAAAUCAGGCUCAAGAUACCAAUAAUGCGAUUUUUGGGCAAGGUGACAAUGUAUUUAGUUUCCAAAACCCUGGGAAGGCAACCUUUGUGCCUCCGGCCUUUGUUGCAGAGACAAAAGAAGAGCACAAUCAAAGCAGGGAGUCUGUGGUUGAAGAGGAUGGGCCACAUUUUGAACCGGUAGUACCAUUACCGGAAAAGAUUGAGGUGAAAACCGGAGAGGAGGAUGAGAAAGAGAUGUUCUGUAACAGAGCAAAACUUUUCCGGUUUGAUGUAGACACUAAAGAAUGGAAAGAAAGAGGUUUAGGAAAUGUUAAAAUUUUAAAGCACCGUGUUUCUGGUAAGAUACGUCUGCUGAUGAGGAGAGAGCAAGUUUUGAAGAUUUGCGCAAACCAUUUAAUAAAUACAGAAAUGAAGCUAAAACCACUUGCCGGAUCUGACAAAUCCUAUGUUUGGCAUGCAUGUGACUAUGCUGAUGAGAUGCCAAAGCCAGAGCAGUUUGCAAUUCGUUUUAAGACUACAGAGGAGGCUUUGCUUUUCAAAACAAAGUUUGAGGAGGCACAAAAACUGCUGCGAACUACAGAUAGCCAUGCUGCUCCUCUGAAACCUGAGAGAGACACAAUAAAGACUGCCCCGAGAAGCACACCAGGUGUUUCCUUUGGCUCACAGUUUGGUUUGAAGCAAGGAGAAUGGCAGUGUCAGGCCUGUCUUGUUAAGAAUGCGGAAACCACUGCUGCUUGUGUAUGUUGUCAAACACCUAAUUUAAAUACCAGCUCAAGAAAGACCUCCACUACAAACGACACUAAACCCAUGAACGUUGGAGUGAUGUCACAAAGUAUGCCUGCAUCCGCUUUCACAUUUAGCAAGGAUGCUAUAACUAGCAAACCGGCAUCUGGUGAGCAACUUAAAAAGAGCAAGGAACAGUGGAUUUGUAGUAAGUGUUCCACAGUGAAUGAUGCUGCAGAAAAGCAAUGCAUUACCUGUUCAAACAAGAUCAAUGUGAUGCCAACCACUGGUUUGAAAAAUGCCAUAGAUAUACAGGGAAGUACAUUUGGCUCUGCCUUUUUGAAAAAAGCUGGACAGUGGGAUUGUGAGAGUUGUCUGGUACGGAAUGAAUCCUCUGCAAUAAAGUGUAUUUCAUGUCAAACGCCAAAUAAAUCUAAUGAGUUGCAGACAUCUGCUUCGUCUUUCAAGUUUGUUGCUCCUGAAAGCAGUUCACAAAAGGACUUUAUGGGCAAGUUUGCAAAGAAGGAAGGGCAGUGGGAUUGCAGUACUUGUAUGGUAAGGAAUGGAGCGGAUGUUUCAAAAUGCCUCUCAUGUGAAAGCCCCAAACUGCCGCCAACGAGCAAUGUAAUAGGGCAUCCUGUUCAACCAUCUGGUUUUAGUUUUAACAAAACACAAAAUGGUAGCUUGGAGAACAUGUUUUCUCGAAAGGAAGGACAAUGGGAUUGCAGUGUGUGUUUUGUUAGAAAUGAAAGCACAGCAGCAGCUUGUGUUGCCUGUCAGGCUACUAACCAAAAUGCAAAAAGCAGCAUUACUACAACAGAGACAAAACCAGCCUUUACGUUUGGUCUUAAAGAAGGUUCUUCUGAACCCUUUGGACCUCCAUCUACAGGAUUUAAAUGUAAUUUCACUGGGAAAGAUUUUAAGUUUGGCACAACUGAUGAAUUGGCAUCCUUCUCCUUCAAAGCCCCUACUACUAGUGAAGAAACCAAACUGUCAGGAGGGUUCAACUCUACAAUGUCUUUCAAUGCUGGCUCUUUUAAGUUUGGGAUUACAGAAGUGGAUAAGAAAGCUGAGCAUGGUAAAGAAACGCCUACUGUUACAAAGGCUACUGAGGGAGACCGCAAAGCGGUGGCAGUUGUAGCAUCUGAUCCUGGGGAAAAAUCCGAAGAAAGCAAGCAAAAAUCAAGUGAUGAGAUAACACUAGGUCAGUCAUCAAAUGGCUUUUCUUUUGCUGAACUUGCCAAAACUUCGGAAGGAUUUGCAUUUUGUAAAACUGACCCUAAUUUUAAAGGGUUUUGCCGUGCUGGUGAAAAAUUAUUUGUUUCCAGGAGUGAUAAAGGUGGCAAAUUAAUUACAGUGACUGAGCUGGAGGGUGUGGAAGAGAUGUACAGGACAGAAGAUCGCGACGACAUACACUUUGAGCCCAUUGUACAGCUUCCUGACAAAGUGGAGCUUGUAACUGGGGAGGAAGAUGAGAAGGUACUUUACUCACAGAGAGUGAAACUAUUCCGGUUUGACACAGAAAUCAGCCAGUGGAAAGAACGUGGUGUUGGCAUGCUUAAAAUUCUUAAAAAUGAAGUAAAUGGAAAACUUAGAAUGCUUAUGCGACGAGAACAGGUGUUCAAAGUGUGUGCAAACCACUGGAUUACAACCACAAUGAAUCUGAAGCCUUUGUCUGGCUCUGAUCGUGCCUGGAUGUGGAUGGCUAGUGAUUUUUCUGACGGGGAUGCAAAAUUAGAGCAUUUGGCAGCAAAGUUUAAAACACCUGAACAAGGGGAGGAAUUCAAAAACAAAUUUGAAGAAUGCCAGCGUCUCCUUUUAGAUAUACCGCUGCAGACUCCGCAUAAACUUGUAGAUACUGGUAGAACUGCUCAAUUGAUAAAGAAAGCAGAAGAAAUGAAAAGUGGCCUUAAAGAUCUGAAAACUUUUUUAACUGACCAGGCAAAGCCUGGAGAGGAGGACGCAACUGUAAGUAGCUCUGUCGACCUAACAAAGAAAGUGUCUGACUUCACGGACCCUACUUAUGAAUGGGAUACAUACGACAUGAGGGAAGGAGCCCUUGAAAGAAGUUUAGAUGACUCUGUUUAUGCCUCUCCUCUAACCAGCAGCCCAGAGAAAAGUAAUCUCUUCAGAUUUGGGGAAUCUACCACUGGAUUUAAUUUUAGUUUUCAGCCUGGGCCAAGUCCAGCAAAGUCUCCAACCAAGUUAAAUCAGAGCAGGAUAUCUGUGGGUACUGAUGAGGAGUCUGAUGUGACACAGGAGGAAGAGCGGGAUGGUCAGUACUUCGAACCUGUGGUGCCUUUGCCUGAUUUAGUUGAAGUCAGCAGUGGUGAGGAGAAUGAGCAGACUCUCUUCUGCCACAGAGCAAAGCUUUAUAGGUUUGAUAAAGAUAGUAAUCAGUGGAAAGAGAGGGGAAUAGGAGACCUAAAGAUCUUACAGAACUAUGACCUCAAAUCUGCUCGUGUAGUGAUGAGGAGAGAUCAAGUUUUAAAACUGUGUGCUAAUCACCGUCUUACACCUGAUACCCAUCUAGAGCCCAUGAAGGGAGCUGAAAGGGCAUGGGUAUGGACUGCAUUUGAUUUUGCAGAAGGUGAAGGUAAGAUAGAAUGCUUUGCUGUACGUUUCAAACUUCAGGAAGUUGCAGAUCUCUUCAGAGAUGUUUUUGAAGAAGCAAAAGGUGCACAAAAUGAAGACUAUUUGCUCACUCAGGUUUCUUCACGUAACACUACUCCAAAAACUUCACCCUGUGGAAAGGCUGCUGUGGCCAUAUUGGAGGAAACCAUAAAAGAAAGAACAGAUGACGCCUCUGUGUCUACCUCUGUUUCAGAGGCAGACUCUGAUGCAGCUAGUCCCUCAGAUAAGGCCUUAAAAGCUGUGGUGUCUCCUCCUAAGUUUGUGUUUGGGUCAGAAGUAGUGAAAAAUAUCUUUGGCACAGAGAAACAAGGGUUCUCCUUUGGAAACACUUCUGGAGCCGGAACAAUGUUUGGUUUUAGCUUCAAAGCUUCAAAAGCUUCUAAUGAAGAAGACCAAAAACUACUUCCAAAAUGUGCCCCAGCACAACUAGAUUUUAAAUCUUCCAGCAAUCUGAAAGAGCCAUCACAUCAAAGCAUUUUACAAAGUACAACAGUUACAUCCUCCUCAACUGCAACAUCCACGCCACCACAACAUAUCGCAGCUAAAGCCAAGAGUAGUAGUGAUCUUCAAGCUGACAGCUCUUCUGAUGUGAUCAUUUUGUACGAGCUAACUCCGACGGCAGAGCAGAGAGUAAUGGCAGAACAGCUACUUCUUCCUCCAACUUUCUUCUGCUACAAGAACCAGCCAGGCUAUGUCAGCGAUGAGAAUGACAUUGAUGAUGAAGACUUUGAGACUGCAGUCAAGAAGUUAAAUGGACAACUUUACAAAGAAGAUAAAGGGAAAAAUCAAGCCUCUGCAUCAGGCCACAGUCAACAACCCGCCACAGAGUCCGAGAAGGAAUGUGUUAUUGUCUGGGAAAAGACGCCCACUCCUGAAGAAAAGGCAAAAGCAGAAACGUUGAAGUUGCCACCAACCUUUUUCUGUGGGCUGGGCAGCGACACAGAUGAGGAAAAAGAUAACUGUGACGACUAUGAAUUUGCAGUUAAGAAAGUGGAGUCAGAAGAAUCUCCGAAAACAGAAGGAAGGAAUGGACUUGCUGAGGCAGCAGACCCUUUCCAUAUAAAACAUGAAGGCCCAGACACCUCUUCUCAGGAACCCGUAGACUUGUCAUCCAAAACAGAAUCACUGAAGCUGGAUUCUGACAGCCCAGCUACCAACUUUUCCUUUGGCCUAAACGUUGGCUCUGCCGUGACAUUUGCCGACCUGUCAUCAAAUAAUGGGGAAUUUGCCUUUGGUUCUAUAGGUACAAACUUCCAGUGGGCAAACACUGGGGCAGCUGUGUUUAGUUCCGUGACACGUACAAAAGAAAAAGAAGGUGAAAGUGAUGAAGAGCUGGUUCAGAGCGAUGAUGUGCACUUCGAGCCUAUUGUGUCCUUGCCAGAGGUUGAAGUCAAGUCUGGAGAAGAAGAGGAGCAGAUUCUGUUUAAGGAAAGGUCAAAGCUCUAUCGCUGGGACAGGGAAGCCAAUCAGUGGAAGGAGAGGGGAGUAGGGGAGAUUAAAAUCCUUUUCCAUCAAGAAAAAAAAUAUUACCGUGUAUUAAUGCGACGGGACCAAGUAUUGAAAGUGUGCAUAAAUCACAUUAUCUCUAAAGACAUAAAACUGGCACCGUUAAAUACCGCCAACAAUACACUGGUUUGGAUAGCAAAUGAUUUUUCUGAUGGUGAAGGCAAAUUGGAACACUUUGCGGCUAGAUUCAAAACCCAGGAGCUGGCAGACUCUUUCCAGAGAAAGUUUGAGGAAUGCCAGCAGAGUCUAUAAAUGUCUGUGUCACAAUGGAGAUUUUAUUAGCAGUUAAUGAUAGCUCAUCCAUUUUUGGAUUUGUUGACUGGACACUUGUUAGAUUUCACUUAUUCUCUCUAAAUUUCUGUUAAAGAAUAAGCUGUGCUUCAUCCGGAAGUAUCUUCUAGUUCUGCAUCUUUCUUAACAGAAUACAAAUAAAUAAGUGAUCGUAAAUAUAUUUACAUUUGUGUAAACAAAUUCUUUGUGCACUUGUAAGAACUCAAACCUAUUUUUUAAAUGUUAGUAUUGUAAAUAAAGUUCAGAGUGAAA